This is a messenger RNA of Chelmon rostratus (copperband butterflyfish), 2143 nucleotides long. It is a transcript of the gene prf1.5, whose product is annotated as perforin 1.5. Gene Ontology annotation, cellular component: membrane attack complex. Bases 282 to 1853 code for a protein of 523 amino acids. The transcript has 5 exons. The record is from RefSeq and is a predicted model, not a curated record. Lineage: Eukaryota; Metazoa; Chordata; Actinopteri; Chaetodontiformes; Chaetodontidae. Gene Ontology annotation, biological process: immune response.
GCUUUCAGCUCGGCUUGUAAGCAAAGCUGAAGCUCUUUCAGCCGUGAUUUCAUUUCCACCAGGAUCAAGACUUUAGUCAGUCUACAGUUCAUCGUUUACAGUGAGCCGUGCAAUCGAUGGGGUUAGCAAACACAGUGAGGCGCAACUAAUGUAUUUUUCUUGGCUGUUACAAUCCGGAGAGGAAUUUCAUUUGGCAAAGGAAGCGACAGUCUGACAAUUCCUUCAAAGAGGACGAGGACACAACCUGAAGGCCGGUGGAUAACACACAGUGCAAGGGAACCAUGCCAGCAGCAGGAUACCAAUGGGGCAAUUUUGCCCUGUUUACACUGGCUUUACUGGUCAUGUUGGAGGUCUGUGGGGUCCAGGGCUGUCGCAUUGGCUCAGAGUCUGAGUGUGAGAAAGCCCCUUUUGUCCCUGGCCACAACCUGGCAGGGGAGGGUUUUGAUGUGGUGCGGAUGCGUCGAACAGGGGCAUAUGUCAUCAACGUCAAAGGUCAGCUAGCGGACAACCACACCUGCACACUGUGUCCAAACCGCUUCCAACAAGGACAGAUUCAGAGGCUCCCUGCAGCAGUGCUCGACUGGCGUCCCUUCAGCCGCUGCAGCAAGCAGCUUUCCAGCGCCCUCCAUCACUCUGUGGACUCCCUGCUGCGCAGCGCCAACUCCCUGGUUAACAACAACUGGGACCUGGGUUUGAGUUUAGAUAAUAUCGGCAAGGCAGUGCUGGGAGGAAGCCGCUCAGACUUGGCAAAGUUUGCCCGAUCGCAGCACAGUGUAGACAAGGCCACUUUUGCCAUCCAUGAAAUCAGUUGCACCUACUACAGCUACAGGCUGGCUGAUCAUCCCCAGCUGAGUGCAGAGUUCACAAAGCAUCUGAAGAGACUCCCACAGAGUUUAAAUACAAGCCGGGACAGAGCUCUAUAUAGACGGCUGAUAGACACCUAUGGAACGCACUACAUACAUCAGGUCCAGCUUGGUGGGAAGGUGAGACGAAUCACUGCCUUCAGGACCUGCCUGGCCACACUGAAGGGCUUCUCGGAGUCCCAGGUCAAAAACUGCCUGAAUGUUGAGCUCCGAAUGGCUCUUGGUUUCCUCCCUGCCAACGCGUCCUUCUCCAACAAGUGCGACAACCUCCUGAAAGGUAACAUGACCAUGGGCUUCUACCAAGGCUUCAUGACCCACAAGAUUGAGGUUAUCGGAGGAGAGAGGUACUUCCCCGACAUCCUCUACCAGCAGGACCCAUCUGAGGCGUAUCACAGCUGGAUGAACAGUCUCCACGACAACCCUGACGUGGUCUCCUACGCCAUCUUCCCACUGCAUCAUCUGGUGGAGGACUCACAGAUCAGUGCAAAUCUGAGAAGCACUGUCACAGAGUAUAUCAAAGACAACCAGCUGAAGGACGACCAGUUUGGUUUCAAGAACUGCUCCCCGACUCCCAACCUGGAUCACCACUGUUGUCCUCUACGGGCUGGCAGAGGAACUCUCAGACUGGUGAUCCACAGGGCAGCAGGUCUGAAGGCAGACACCUUCACGAAAACGGACGCCUACGUCAAGAUCUUCUACAACGGCAUGUACGAGGAGACGGAAACGGUCAUGGACGACAAUAACCCAGUGUGGAAUGCCACUUAUGACUUUGGAUCAGUGGAGCUGGGUCAGGAGUUGAGGUUUGAAGUCUGGGAUAGAGAUGUGCUUUACAAUGAUGUAGCGGGUAGAUGUGUUGUCUUUCCUGAGCGAGGAACUCGCUCUCUAAGCUGUCAGCUGAGCAAAGGUGUUCUCUACUUCACCUACACCAUCAAAUGUGACGCUCACUUGACAGGAUUCAGGUGUGGACGAUACUCCCCCAGUGCAGAGUAAUGUACUAGAUUACAGUGUGUUAAUGUAGAUUUUAGCAUAGUUUUCAUACGUUAAACUUUCAAGAUCACAUUUUCUGCAUUUUAAGUGGAAACAUUUGUCAACAUAGGGGUUGCCGAACAAAUUUACCCCCCUUUUGUCACAUAUAAUUUCAUAGUGAAAAAUUCUGUAAGACUCCAUCCAAAAAAUGUCAUCAGUUGUCUUCUAAUAUUUGUAAUGUCUCAAUAUUUAACAGUAUUAACUUACCAAAGUCAAAGCCCUUGUGCAUCCAUUGUACACGGCACAAUAAAGUG